This is a messenger RNA of Cetraspora pellucida, 1035 nucleotides long. NCBI's taxonomy places the organism in Eukaryota, Fungi, Glomeromycota, Glomeromycetes, Diversisporales, Gigasporaceae. The record is from the annotation of a GenBank genome assembly.
ACUAUUCGAAGUAUUUUAAAUGAUAUGAUAAUAUGUAAAGGAUGCUCAAUAUUUGACGAAAGACAUUGUUUGGAAGUUGUGAUUCAUGAGACAAAUCCAUCAGACUCUGUUCAACUUUUUACCUAUGAUACACAUAUCAACAUUGCUGAUGAUAUUGAUGAAAUCACAUCAUUGCUGGGUUCUACUACAUUGGAAGAGAAAAAUCCAAAAUCUGUUCCAGGUCUUCAUGAAGCCUAUGAAGCUCUCUAUGAAAUAAUUAGUUACCCAUUAAUAUAUCAAGACUUAAUCCAACAAUUAAAUAUCGAGUGUCCAAAAGGAAUUUUACUGUACGGUCCACCUGGUGUUGGAAAAACAUUUCUUGUUAAUCAAAUCUCUAAGGCUUGUGAUGCGAAAAUGAUUACUGUUAAUGGGCCCGAUAUUUUUGGGCCAUUUUUUGGUGAAAGCGAAAAGAGAUUGCGUGAUGCAUUUUCUCAAGCAAAAAAUUUGACAAUUAAAGAGAAUUGUCCAGUAAUUCUAUUUAUUGAUGAAUUGGAUGUAUUAGCGCCGCGCAGAACUGAAACACAAUUUCAUGAGACACGCGUUAUCGCACAACUCUUGACAUUAAUGGAUGGUAUGGAGUCGCGGGGUAGGUUAAUAGUUAUUGCGGCAACCAACCGACCAAACGCAAUUGAUCCGGCAUUAAGAAGACCUGGUAGGUUUGAUCGUGAAAUAGCUGUGGAUGUUCCUUCAGAGCAAUCACGUUUCGAAAUCCUGAAAUCACAAACAUCUAAAAUGCCUCUAGCCCUGUUGGCUUCCGUUACAAAUGGUUAUGUUGGAGCUGAUUUGGCUUCUCUUUGUCGGGAAGCAGCGAUGAACGCCGUUCAUCGACAAGUAGCACUUGAAAAGAAUGAAGUUGUAAACUUAAUACCAAAGAUAAAGAUGGACGACUUUACAGGUGCAAUGUUGCAUGUCGUACCGUCUCUACGACGCGGGUAUCAUAUCAAUGUUGGAAAGAUAAAUUGGGAUGACAUUGGAGGGUUAGAAGAUGUAAAAAAG